Molecule: messenger RNA, 843 nt
Organism: Penicillium cinerascens
Lineage: Eukaryota; Fungi; Ascomycota; Eurotiomycetes; Eurotiales; Aspergillaceae
Product: 18S rRNA methyltransferase BUD23
Exons: 2
Coding region: 1-843 (280 amino acids)
Biological process (GO): rRNA (guanine-N7)-methylation
Cellular component (GO): nucleolus
Molecular function (GO): rRNA (guanine) methyltransferase activity
Source: RefSeq, a predicted model, not a curated record
AUGUCGCGCCCGGAAGAUAUUCUCCCACCCGACCUCUUCUACAACGACAAUGAAUCCCGCAAAUAUACAACCUCGUCGCGUAUCAGGAACAUCCAGGCCGACAUGACCAACCGGGCCCUGGAGCUCCUCAACCUGGAAUCCCCGUCACUGAUUCUGGAUGUCGGAUGUGGCUCGGGUCUUUCUGGAGAGAUCCUGUCACAGGAAUCUCCCGAAGAUGGCGGACCACACGUAUGGGUUGGUAUGGACAUUUCACCGAGCAUGUUGGACGUGGCCCUACAGCGCGACGUAGAGGGUGAUCUGUUCCUUGCCGACAUUGGACAGGGCGUUCCUUUCCGGCCUGGAAGCUUCGACGCGGCAAUUAGCAUCAGUGCUAUCCAGUGGCUGUGCAACGCAGAAACCAGCGACGUCAGCCCCGAGGGUCGCCUCAAACGAUUCUUCGAAGGUCUCUAUGCAAGCCUCCGUCGCGGUGGUAGAGCUGUCUGCCAGUUUUACCCCAAAAACGAUAUCCAACGGAGCAUGAUCAGCGGAGCCGCGAUCAAGGCAGGAUUUGGUGCGGGUAUCCUGGAGGAUGACCCCGGUACCAAGAACAGCAAGUUAUAUUUGGUUCUGACGGUCGGCGGUGGCGGUCUGCAGGGUGACAUUACCGGAGUCGUGAAUGGUAUGGACGAUGUGAAUGUCCUGGAUGCCAGAAGAAAAGCCAUGGAGUUGAAAGGUGCCCGAGGCGCGCCACGGAAAGGCGACAAGGCUUGGAUCAUGAAAAAGAAGGAGCAGAUGGAGAAGAAAGGAAAGGUUGUGAAGCAGAACUCCAAAUACACCGGCCGCAAGAGGCGUGUGGCCUUCUGA